AUGGAGGCACAGCUAGACCCCAUGAAGGAUGACUUGCCCUUAAUGGCCAACACUAGCUACAUGCUUGUAAAGCACUAUGUGUUGGACUUGGAUGUGGAUUUUGAAAGCAAAGUUAUUGAAGGCAGCAUAGUUUUAUUCUUUGAGACUGGGAGCCGGUACAGGAGAACCAGCAGUACUGGUGAAGAGGGCUGCCAGUCACAGUUUAAGGAAACGUGUAAAAUGAGGGCAUCUGAACCAUGCCACAUUCCUGUGACAAACGUGGGAGCCUGUUCAUCCAAAAUGGAAUGUAAUGAUUUUGCUGUUUGUGGUAAAGGUGAAGAAGAUACUUCUGAAAAAAAUGGUAACCGUGGCAACAAGGAACAGACUGAUGGGAUUUCUAUUUCAAAGGAUGACAUAGAGAAUCAUGGGAACAAGGAUUUUCUACUGAUAUUGGACUGCUGUGAUUUGUCUGUGCUAAAGGUUGAGGAGGUAGAUGUUGCUGCCGUGUCAGGCAUUGAAAAAUUCACAAGGCCUGCUGAGCUAACUGAUGUUCCAAAGGAGCUGGAAAAUCUCAGGAAUCAGAUUGUGCGCGAACUAGUGACUUUACCGUCAGAUCGCUGGAAAGAACAGCUAUAUUAUUUAACUUGCUGCAGCCAGGCGCCUGGCUGUGGAGACCUUCUGUUUACUACUGGCACUUGGAGCUUGGAGAUAAGGAAAUCAGGAAUUCAGACUCCAGCAGACUUUCCUCAUGCAAUAAGAAUAUGGUACAAAACCAAACCAGAAGGCAGAUCUGUUACAUGGACUACAGACCAGAGUGGCAG
Messenger RNA from Merops nubicus (carmine bee-eater), 800 nucleotides. RefSeq names its product chromosome unknown open reading frame, human C9orf3 (gene AOPEP). Gene Ontology annotation, cellular component: nucleolus. The transcript has a single exon. Gene Ontology annotation, molecular function: metalloaminopeptidase activity. The annotation marks the transcript as partial. Lineage: Eukaryota; Metazoa; Chordata; Aves; Coraciiformes; Meropidae. The record is from RefSeq and is a predicted model, not a curated record.